AUGAGUGAUAUCGAUAUCCGUUCAAAGUUAAUUGAUCAUAAGGAAUUUUGCGGAUUCAAUGUAAAAGUUCAGUACUCUAAACAAUACUUUUUGAGUGGAGAUGAAUUAUUACUGAAUGUCACAUUUAGACGUUCGGAAUUGCAAGGUUUGAGUUCAACUCUUCAUUGCAUAUCGAUUUACUUGUACGGAAUCGCAAUUUUCUCAUCAAAAAUACUUAAUGGGGAUACAGAAGCUAAAGAAUUUGAAAUUAGUUUUUCUAAGGAAUGCGUAACCUUCCCUUUUUUAACUGCGGAACUUGAUAAUAUUAAUAAAGAUGAUCGUUUAAGGCUAAUAUUCUCGACCGAUGCUGCACUUAUAGAGCCUUCCAUAUCGACUGAAGACAACAAUUUUGUGGACAAAAUAUAUAAACUGAAAAUCAGAUUGCCGCCAUUUCUACCUCCUUCCUUUUUUGGCAAAUACACUAAAAUUAAAUACUCCACGUGUUUAUCCGCGCAACACUACAAAAAUGGAAAUUUUCAGCGCAUAUAUUUGCAAUUCCCAUUCACUCUAAUUGGAGCACUCAGUAGUAAAUUACCUACAAUGGAUCGGUCAUAUUUGCCAAUUAGAACUGUCAUAUCCAAUAUAACUAACGCUGAUGAUGAUAACGGUGACAGCUCUGAGUUGUACAACAAAAUAUAUGAUUGGUGGUUGCUGAUGAAUGAAGAUAGUGGGUUUGAUUAUGAAGGGAUUGGGGCAGCAAAUUUCAAAAAAUACAUAUACAACUUCUUAUUGCAAGGCGUGGAGGCUGUGGAUCUGCCUAAUCAAGUAGACUUGAAUUAUGGAGACUUGCUAGAUUAUGAGACACUGGUGGAACAAAGAAAAAUGCAUGCAAUUAUUACUGAUUUUUCCCUCCUUAAAAUUGGAUCGAACGGUAUUGACCUAUGUACUAUCAAAUUAUAUGGAACUGACAAUUGUGUCAUUGCGGAUUCUGAUAACAAUUUGAUUAUCAAGCUUAAUUCGUUACUAAAAAUGGAUUUUGAGUUUUAUAGCGACAAGUAUACGCUGAAAUUAGUACGAAUAUCUCUCACCUCACACGAAGCAUAUCGACUAGAUUUAGAUGAUCCUAAUAGAUCUGUUAAAGGUGGUGAAUCUGAAAAUUCAUUUUUGUCAGUUCACUGUCUACAAAAGGUUGUGACGCCACCUUACAAAAAGAUUUACAAUAAAACGGUAUUAAAACGCUUCAUAUACUGCAGUUCCUAUGAUUCAACUUCUUUAACGUUACACAUACCAUAUCUUGAACCUAGCUUCAAUUGGGAUGAUAUUGCCUUUUACUAUAAAUUAAACUUUUACUUUCAUAUAUCGGAUAACACGACUCUUGGGAAUAAUAAGGUGGAAGUGUCACCAUUUUCUAAAUACAAGGCAGGUAGUUACACUGUUAACACUAUAUUAAUUCCCUAG
Messenger RNA from Babesia microti strain RI, 1437 nucleotides. RefSeq names its product conserved Plasmodium protein, unknown function. Lineage: Eukaryota; Apicomplexa; Aconoidasida; Piroplasmida; Babesiidae. The transcript has 3 exons. Bases 1 to 1437 code for a protein of 478 amino acids. The record is from RefSeq and is a predicted model, not a curated record.